CUUUGCUUCUCUUCUUUGUAGCGCAUUGCGCUCUAGGGUUUGGUGGACGCUCUAGAGGGGGCGAUCGAUCCCUGGCGGCUUGGAUCGAUUCUUUCCGAGCGCCAUGGAUCAGCAGCGGCGGGGCGAGGACAAGAGGGCCAGGGAGAAGCGGGCGCCCUCCAUUGCGGAUUUCCUCAUCCAGUUCCGGUGGAUCGUCGUGAUUCCGGUCAUCCUGCCGCUCUCCUUCCUCUUCUACCAGCUUGUGCGGUGGCUGCCCACGAUCUGGACGCUGCUCCAUGGCCUGCCGUCGGAGGAAUCGCACCGAGCGGCCGUGGAGCGCGUCCGGCGGCGCGUCAAGCAGCGCGACCCCCAGCGCGACGGGCUCGUGUGCACGGCGCGGCGGCCGUGGCUGGGAGUGGCGCUGCGCAACGCCGAGCACAAGCGCGGCGCGCGCUACGAGGUGGAUCUGGGCGAGCUGCGCAACGUGGUGUGGAUCGAUCGCCGCCGCCUGCUCAUCAAGUGCGAGCCCAUGGUGACAAUGUCGCAGCUCAGCGCCGCCACGCUCCCGUUUGGCGUGGCGCCGGAGGUUCUCCCCGAGCUGGACGACCUCACCAUUGGCGGCGUCAUCAACGGGUAUGGGAUCGAGGGCAGCAGCCACAUCUAUGGAUUGUUUGCCGAGACUUGCAGCGCUUUCGAGCUGGUCCUGGCGGACGGGAGGGUGGUCCGCGCCACCGCUGACAACGAGUUCUCGGAUCUCUACAAAGCGGUGCCAUGGUCGCAUGGAUCCAUUGGGCUGCUGGUUGGAGUGGAGAUCCGGCUCAUUCCCGUCAAGGAGUUCAUGAAGGUGACUUACACCCCGGUUGUUGGUAGCCUCGCCAAGAUCGCGGAGGUGUACGAGGAUUUGUUCUGUCCACGGGAUCUCGAUCAAGACAAUCCCGAGAAGGUUCCUGAUUUUGUGGAAGGGAUCGUAUACUCGGGAUCCACAGCAGUGAUUACAACUGGGAGAUAUGCCACCAGGGAAGAAGCGGCGAGGAAGGGGAAUGUGAUCAACGAUUUCGGGUGGUGGUGGAAGCCGUGGUUCCAUAUCCACGCGCAGAGCGCUCUGGAGCGGGGUACGUUUGUGGAGUAUGUGCCUGUGCGCUCGUACUACCACCGGCACACUCGCUCCUUGUAUUGGGAGGGCGGUCUCAUUGUUCCCAUGGGGAAUCACCCGCUCUUCAGGCUCUUACUCGGCUGGCUCAUGCCUCCAAAGGUGAGCCUGCUAAAGCUGACGCAAACGGACGGGAUUCGAAAAUAUUACAUCCAGCGUCAUGCCUGCCAGGACAUGCUAGUACCGAAUCACAAGCUCGCUGCCUGCCUGGAGUUUUGUCACGAGAACUUUGAGACUUAUCCGCUAUGGCUUUGUCCCCACCGGCUGUUUAAGACGGAGAUGGGCACCAUGCUCGACUGCGAGCCUGGAUUCAGCAGCAACAAACAACCAGGGGAUACGGACUACGCGCAGAUGUGGACGGAUGUUGGCAUCUGGGGCGUGCCCGGGCCCGUGCUGAGAUGCGAGGUGUGGGAUGGCGUCCAGGCCACCAAGAACAUGGAGAAGUGGCUACGAGACAACCGGUCGUAUCAGUGCCUCUAUGCGGAGGUUGAGCAGUCGGAGGGGGAGUUUUGGCAGAUGUUUGAUCCGUCGCUGUACAACGCGGUCCGCAACAAAUAUGGAGCGGAGUCGGCUUUCAUGUCGGUUUACUACAAAAUCUCCAACUGCAAGAAGGGAAGUAAGCAUGGCAAGAAGGAUUGAUAUUAUCGAUCCUAUGGUUUUCUUUUCUUUCAUUUUUUUUUCUUGUUGUAUCCUGGCUAACGAGUUUUUGUUGUAUUCUAUUAAAUUGUAAGUAUCGCGGUUGCUAAAAGUAAAUAAAGCUCUCGCUUUAUAUUUGAAA
Molecule: messenger RNA, 1907 nt
Organism: Selaginella moellendorffii
Lineage: Eukaryota; Viridiplantae; Streptophyta; Lycopodiopsida; Selaginellales; Selaginellaceae
Product: delta(24)-sterol reductase
Exons: 5
Coding region: 104-1768 (554 amino acids)
Biological process (GO): steroid metabolic process
Cellular component (GO): cytoplasm; membrane
Molecular function (GO): oxidoreductase activity, acting on the CH-CH group of donors, NAD or NADP as acceptor; FAD binding
Source: RefSeq, a predicted model, not a curated record